Molecule: messenger RNA, 1500 nt
Organism: Adineta steineri
Lineage: Eukaryota; Metazoa; Rotifera; Eurotatoria; Adinetida; Adinetidae
Source: the annotation of a GenBank genome assembly
AUGGCAACUAUAAGUGAUACAGAUUUAACUAAAAAAUUAGAAGACAGUAAUAUACAAACAUCAACAACUGAAAAAGAUUCAGCUAAUACUAUAAAAACUCAAGCUAAUGAAGCAUUCAAAAAUUGUGAUUAUGAGAAAGCAAUUGAACUCUAUACAAAAGCUAUUGAAAUUCAUCCGGAUGCAAUUUUAUAUUCGAAUCGAAGUUUUGCUUAUCUUCGUCGUGAAUGGUAUGGUUAUGCAUUAAUCGAUGCUAAAAAAGCAUUAGAAUAUGAUCCAAAAUAUAUAAAAGCAUAUUAUCGACGAGCAUCUGCUCAUAUGGCAUUAGGAAAAUAUCCAUCAGCAUUAUCUGAUUAUGAAUACGUAAAAAAAGCUUGUCCAAAUGAUAAAGAUGCGACAUUGAAAUAUGAAGAAUGUAAAAAAAUUGUCACACGUAUUCGUUUUGAAAAAGCUAUCGCUGUUGAUGAUUCAGGAAAAUCUGUUGCUAAUCAAAUCGAUCUUAGUUCUAUGCCUGUGGAAACUGAAUAUGAUGGCCCACAUUUAGAAGGUGAUGGUCGUGUUACAAAAACAUUUAUGCAAGCACUUUUACCUUAUUUUGAAAAGCAAAAAACACUCCAUAAAAAAUAUGCUUAUCAGAUUAUUCUACAAAUACUUUCGAUAUUCAAAUCAUUACCAACAUUAAUUGAUGUAACUGUGCCGCCUAAACAUAAAUUUACUAUUUGCGGAGAUAUUCAUGGACAAUUUUAUGAUUUAUUAAAUAUUUUUAAAUUAAAUGGAUUACCAUCAGAUGAGAAUCCUUAUUUAUUCAAUGGUGAUUUUGUUGAUCGUGGUUCAUUUAGUAUGGAAUGUAUUCUUACUUUAUUUGGCUUUAAAGUACUCUAUCCAAAUCAUUUCUUUCUUGCUCGAGGUAAUCAUGAAUCAAUAACAAUGAAUCAAAUGUAUGGAUUUGAAGGUGAAGUUAAAGCGAAAUAUACUGUACAGAUGUUUCAAUUAUUUACGGAAGUUUUCAAUUAUUUACCCUUAGCACAUUGUAUUAAUAAUAAAGUUCUUGUAAUGCACGGUGGACUAUUUAGUAAGGAUGAUGUUACAUUAAAAGAUAUUCGCGCUGUUGAUCGCGUUCGACAACCACCUGAAGAUGGACUAAUGUCUGAAAUAUUGUGGAGUGAUCCACAACCACAAAAUGGACGAUCGGAAAGUAAACGUGGCGUUGGUCUUCAAUUUGGACCUGAUGUAACGGAACGUUUUCUUAAAUUAAAUAAUUUAGAAUAUGUUGUUCGUAGUCAUGAAGUUAAACAAGAAGGCUAUGAAUUAGCUCAUAAUGACAAAUGUAUUACUAUCUUUUCCGCACCGAAUUAUUGUGAUACAAUGGGAAAUAAAGGUGCUUUUAUAACUAUAACUGGUGAUAAUGUAACACCAAAAUUUACAUCCUAUACAGCUGUAUCACAUCCAGCCGUUCGACCAAUGAUGUAUGCUAAUCAAUCGUCAUUGUUUGGUUUGAUGUAA